UAAUCUUGAUAAAGUCGAUACAUUUCACAAUAUCUAAUCGAAAAUCCCCAAACCGAAUGUUUUCUUUCGUAACCGUUAGUUCCGCCAAUGCAGUCAGCUGGUUAUAAUGCUACGCCGGCGAGUCAGGUGGUGGCGGCGGCGGUGGCGGAGGAAGGGCAAGAGAAACGUGGUUGCCUAGCUAGUGUCAAGUAGAUGUGUUGGUUGUGUAGAUUGUAGAACAGUCGCCGCGCAUUUCGAUCAAUAUACUUAAAACGACCGUUUCGUACAUUUCAACUUUUCUUAUUAUGUCAAAUACCGUAGUAAUUAUUAAAACAAUGCCGUCCGGUACUAUUCAAUUAACGAGGUCACUUCGCAAUCACUGAUGACGGUCAUGCGGUUUUUAAUCGAGCUGGCAAUUCCUAAACGGCACGUGCAUUUCGCUAUAAAUACAAUUUAUUUCGAUCAGUGUUUUCCGGAUUAUAUGUCUGUUGAUGAAUCGGAAGGUCAUUAACUCGAUUAUGUACCAAAAACGUACUAAAUACCUGUGAUAAACAUUUAUAUAUAUUUAUAUAAAUAUUUUUAUUUGAUGGUGCCUUUUAUGUAUCGGUAUAGUAAUUGUUUUGACUCCGAAAAGAACUGAUUGUGUUUUUAAUUUAUAACGUUGCUCGAAAAUUAUGUCUGCGUACGAAUUUUGUGGUCGGACGAUUAACAUUCUGUGAUGUUGUGCUUUAUACAAGGUUUAGAUGAAAAAUAUGCUAUUAAAGAAGCUGGCAUUAAGGAACAUAAACUUUAUACGGCCAAAAAGAUAUUUAUGUUGCGAAAAUCCAGGUCCUCUGGUAAUUUCGGGAGCGCGGGGGCACGUUCCGCUCCGAGUACGCCCCUCGAACAACAAAUUCUUGGCAGUCCCGCACUAUCUCCGGACGUUCUUUCCAACUCGCCGACAUCUGUAGUCUAUCAAACUAGUCCAAGCCAUGCAUUAUUCACUAAGUGUGACAAAGCGUCUUUGAAACAUCUGUCGACGUCGACGCCGGUGAUGACGGCGCAGGCGCAAAUUACCGAACCUCCUAGUCCUAAAACAACCAAAGACCCCAAAAUUCGCACCACCUCGAAAGCGCGACAAAAAAAAUUCCUUCGACAUUUUCCCAACGUCGAAGACGACGAAAAAGUAUUGAAUCAUUAUUCGUGCGCACUUAUCGGAGAUAUUUUAUUACAGGGCCACCUCUAUAUUACUAAAAAUUACUUCGCUUUUUAUUCCAACGUAUUCGGAUAUGUUACCAAGCUCUUAAUUCCGAUACUUACUGUAGAAAAUAUAACGAAAGAAAAAACAGCCAGGAUAAUACCUAACGCCGUCGGUGUUUCGACUAGCGAGGAUAAGCACGUAUUCGGUAGUUUAAUAUCGAGAGAUAAUACGCUGAUAUACAUGAGAACGGUAUGGCAGAAAGCCAAAAAUGCAUAUCCCGUUAUAAUAGAGCCGGAAAUCGAAGAACCGGAUUUGGAUUCCAGUGAUUCAGUAGAAGCGGAAAGCGGUAGGGAUUCGCCGCCUAUCGAAAUAAAGCCUAAAUUUUCUCUAGUUAAAAUUAUUCCUAAAGGACGUCGACCUAGUGACGUAGAUGGCACGCAAUACGACUCUGCAGGCUUUAUUAGCGUCCUUAAACAAUCUAUAAUAGAAUUUCGCAAAUUACCACGUCAGAGUCUCAUCUUGUGCGCCACAACUUUAUUGCUCAUUCUUCUUUUUUUCUCAGCUGGUAUAUUACUUUAUCGAAUUAGCAAAAUACAAAACAAAUACUCAAUGGUAUUCCACGAGAACAUGAUCAAAGGCUCUAACGAUGUCUACAGCGACCUCUUGCAGUGGCAUUCCCAAAUGCAUUCGAAAUCAGCGGGAGCCGUUAAUAAUUUCUUAGAUUCGAAUUUGGUUUUAAUUGCUCAGGUUAGGCAGUCCUUAGAAGCGUUAUCUUCGAUUCUCGUACAAUCCAGCAGUACUCAAGGUCACGAAUCUGAUCCAAAACCUUUAGAAGCGUCCAAAGAUAACAGUUAGCCAACUAGUCAGUCCUACAUCAUCAACAAAUCUUUUAGAUGAAAAAAAAAAACAACUAAAA
Diorhabda carinulata is the source of this 2075-nucleotide messenger RNA. RefSeq names its product GRAM domain-containing protein 2A-like. Bases 698 to 2014 code for a protein of 438 amino acids. Gene Ontology annotation, cellular component: endoplasmic reticulum membrane; plasma membrane; endoplasmic reticulum-plasma membrane contact site. Gene Ontology annotation, molecular function: sterol transfer activity; sterol binding. Lineage: Eukaryota; Metazoa; Arthropoda; Insecta; Coleoptera; Chrysomelidae. The record is from RefSeq and is a predicted model, not a curated record. Gene Ontology annotation, biological process: intracellular sterol transport. The transcript has 7 exons.